Stylonychia lemnae is the source of this 246-nucleotide messenger RNA. The record is from the annotation of a GenBank genome assembly. NCBI's taxonomy places the organism in Eukaryota, Ciliophora, Spirotrichea, Sporadotrichida, Oxytrichidae.
AUGAUUAAAGCAAAGCAGUAGAAAUAGAAAAUAGGUCCAAGAUUCCUUAUUAAAUUGGUAGAGGUGUAUCCCAUCAUUUCAAAAUAAGAAUUGUAAACUGAAUCAUCCAAUGUAUCAGGAUCAUAAUCAAAAAUGAAUGAAUUAAUUUACUCCAUGUCAAAAAACUAGAAGCUAGAAACAUCUAGAAUAAAGCUGUAAAAUAAUGCGAGAUUGGCUGGAGUGUUGAUUUUCAUUAAGGGCAAAUGA